Molecule: messenger RNA, 366 nt
Organism: Schistosoma bovis
Lineage: Eukaryota; Metazoa; Platyhelminthes; Trematoda; Strigeidida; Schistosomatidae
Source: the annotation of a GenBank genome assembly
AUGAAAAUUGAAGGGUUCAUAUUUCCAAUGGCGAUGUUAACGCGGUUAAUGGGUGAUGAUCCUAAGAAGAAGUGCCGGUAUUACAGCUGCAUACGAAUCGGUUUUCGUCAUUAUCUGUCAAUGAAAAAGCGGCGGACUCCUGAAGCGUUUUGUUGUAAUUUACGUAACAUUCCAACUUCCUAUCUCUGGUACAUAGCUUUCCACUUUGUUUGGAUAAAGGACAUGGUUUACGCAGCACCCAUAAAAUACCCAAGAGAUAUAAGCUGUGAUGUGGAUUUUUGUAAACUAGUUUUUAGUGGUCCCGUAAUCAUAAAGCACCGAUUUUUUAUACUUAUUUUCCAGAAAUAGACUUCAUACAUAAACCAA